UGAAAAGUGCAGCAGGCAGGUGCCUGUUGUUCUGAUUGGCUGGCACGAUUGCCACAUUGAAGCUCAAAUUGAGAGGUCUCUUGAUGCACAAAUGUUGGAAAAUGAAAAGCAAUGUGAUGCAAUACCAGCAGAAAAAAAUAAAGUAAAAUCUACUGAACCAAAUCCAAAGAAAGUGAAGAAGGAAAAGAAAGCUAAAGAUCCAAACCAGCCCAAACGUCCCCAAACUGCUUUUUUCCUCUUCAUGAGUGAAUUCAGGAAAACUUACAAGGAAGCCAAUCCAGACUGUAAAAGUGUUGCUACGGUUGCAAAGGAAGGUGGUGAGAAAUGGAAAUCUAUGACAGAUGAAGAGAAAAAGAUUUAUCUGGAUAGAGCUGCAGAGCUUAAAGCAGAGUAUGGCAAGGCUUUGAAUUCAGAUAAGGAUGUUCAAAAUGCAGAUGACAAAGAAGAUGGUUCAUUGGAUAAGGAAGCACAAGUGGAGAUAGUGUCUGAUGAUGAAUAGGAAUAUCUUCUCCUGUUUAGGUUUCUUUCAUUUUAUUUUUUUUUCUUUAUAUGUUUUGUGGAGAAUGAUUGUCCCUGGUCCUUUGCCCUUGUUGAUGUUGAAUAUAGUUUAGCCUUCCAAGUCUCUUAUGAAUGCUAUAAUGCUCUUCAAACCAAAUUGUCCAUUCAA
Molecule: messenger RNA, 667 nt
Organism: Camellia sinensis
Lineage: Eukaryota; Viridiplantae; Streptophyta; Magnoliopsida; Ericales; Theaceae
Source: RefSeq, a predicted model, not a curated record